Sphaerodactylus townsendi is the source of this 1804-nucleotide messenger RNA. It is a transcript of the gene NR1H4, whose product is annotated as nuclear receptor subfamily 1 group H member 4. The transcript has 10 exons. The record is from RefSeq and is a predicted model, not a curated record. Gene Ontology annotation, biological process: negative regulation of inflammatory response; bile acid signaling pathway; cell differentiation. Bases 142 to 1563 code for a protein of 473 amino acids. Lineage: Eukaryota; Metazoa; Chordata; Lepidosauria; Squamata; Sphaerodactylidae. Gene Ontology annotation, molecular function: zinc ion binding; RNA polymerase II cis-regulatory region sequence-specific DNA binding; bile acid binding.
GCAAAACAAAAAUCCUCUUGUUCGAAAAUCAUUAGGAUUUUGAACUGAGUGCAGAACCACUGAUUCAGUGUUAACUGACAGACUACAAGAAGACCCUGAAAGUUCUUUUGAAGAAUAAGAUUUGUUACAGUCAAAGUCUAUAUGGGAUCAGAGAUGAACUUAAUAGGGCAUUCCCAAUUACCUGCCUCUGAUGGAUUCCCUCAUUCUCAAGGGCAUCCUUUAUUUGGUGUGUUUCCAGAGCCAAUGACUUCUCCUGAGCAAUAUUCUGAUGCCUCCCCUUAUUCGCAAUACAACACUGCACAUUUCUCUCCAGCACAGCCUCCAGUCUCUUCACUUCCUUAUUACUCCAGCCUUGGCUUCUGUUCCCAGCAGCCUGAAGAAUGGUACUCACCUGUAAUGUAUGAGCUCAGAAAAAUUCCUUCUGAUAACUUUUUCAUCAAGGAGCCAGAAGUAGGAGGCAUGCCUGUUGGCAAGAAGUCUCGUAUGGGUCCUUCCUCAGGAAGAAUGAAAGGCGAAGAGCUGUGUGUAGUUUGUGGGGACAAAGCCUCUGGGUACCAUUAUAAUGCCCUUACUUGUGAAGGCUGCAAAGGAUUCUUCAGAAGAAGUAUCACCAAAAAUGCUGUAUACAAGUGUAAAAAUGGAGGAAAUUGUGAGAUGGACAUGUACAUGAGAAGAAAAUGUCAGGAGUGUCGUCUGCAAAAGUGCAAGCAAGUGGGAAUGCUGGCUGAAUGUUUGUUAACAGAAAUACAAUGCAAGUCAAAGCGGUUAAGAAAAACUGUACCACAGCCUCCUGACCAGACAAUCGAUGACGAUAAUGAAGGACCUGAUUUUAAACAAGUCUCAUCUACAACCAAAUUCCACAAGGAGAAAAUAGAACUAACCCCAGAACAGCAGAACCUUCUUCAGUAUAUCAUGGAUUCAUAUAAUAAACAAAGAAUUCCUCCUGAGGUUUCUAAAAAACUGCUACAAGAAGAAUUCAGUGCUGAAGAAAAUUUUCUCAUCUUAACAGAAAUGGCCACCAGUCACGUACAGGUCCUUGUGGAAUUUACCAAAAGGUUACCAGGCUUUCAAACCCUUGACCAUGAGGAUCAAAUUGCUUUACUGAAGGGUUCAGCUGUGGAAGCCAUGUUCCUUCGGUCAGCUGAGAUCUUCAACAAAAAACUUCCUGUAGGUCAUGCUGACCUCCUUGAAGAAAGAAUUCGUAACAGUGGUAUUUCAGAUGAAUACAUAACUCCCAUGUUCAAUUUCUAUAAAAGUGUUGGGGAACUGAAGAUGAGACAAGAAGAAUAUGCUCUGCUCACAGCAAUAGUUAUCUUAUCUCCAGAUCGGCAAUACAUACAGGACAAAGAAUCCGUGGAAAGGCUUCAAGAGCCAUUGCUUGAAGUUCUGCAAAAAUUCUGCAAACUUCAUCACACAGACAAUCCUCAACAUUUUGCAUGCCUCUUGGGACGUCUGACAGAACUGCGGACUUUUAAUCACCACCAUGCAGAUAUGCUGAUGUCUUGGAGAGUUAAUGAUCAUAAAUUUACACCUCUUCUCUGUGAAAUAUGGGAUGUUCAGUGAUAAAUAUGUAUUUCACUGUCAUCCUAGGCACAUUUAUCUGGCAUCAGUAGCUCUUGGGUCCAUGUAAAUCUGUUUAGGAUCCUUGUUUUGAAUAUAUUUAAACCAUUAAAAAGCAUUCAUAGUACUUUUUUGUAUUGGACUGUUCUGUACUGGACUAUGCAACACCAUUUUUAAUAUCAACAUUGUUUAGUGUUUACCAAACAUUAUGUAAGACUUUCACACGGGAACAUGGAGUAAUUGC